UUGAUUUGCUUUAUUCUUAUGCAGAUCAUGAGAGACAAGGUUUGUUGGACUGGUCCAGACAUUACAAGAUAAUAGGAGGCAUUGCUAGAGGAAUUCUUUAUCUUCAUGAGGAUUCUUGGCCUGGAAUCAUACAUCGGGAUCUCAAAGCCAGCAAUGUACUGCUAGAUAGUGACAUGAAUCCCAAAAUUUGAGAUUUUGGAAUGGCAAGGAUCUUUGGAGUUGAUCAAAUUCAAGGAAGCACAGAUAGAAUUGUUGGAACCUAUGGCUACAUGUCUCCAGAAUAUGCCAUGCAUGGACAGUUCUCUGUGAAAUCAGAUGUGUAUAGUUUUGGUGUUUUAGUUCUAGAGAUUUUAAGCGGCAAUAAGAACAGUAACUUUCAUCAAACAGAAGGAACUGGAGACCUAAUGAGCUAUGCCUGGAAACUUUGGAAGGAUAGGAGACCGUUGGGGCUUUUGGACCCAAUUCUUGGAGAUUCUUACGCAAGAAAUGAAGCCAUUAGGUGCAUCCAAAUUGGGUUGCUAUGUGUUCAGGAAGAUCCUGCUGAGAGGCCAACAAUGGCAACCAUUGUUCUCAUGCUCAACAGUUACUCAGUCACACUACCUCUACCGAACGAGCCUGCCUUUUUCCUCCAUAGUGGAACAGAGUCAAUAAAGGUGUUGGAAUCUGAUCAAUCGACAAGUAAGCCAAUGCAGUACUCAAUAAAUGAAGUUUCAGUCACUGAAUUGGACCCUCGUUAAAAUUUUGCACUCUACAAGUUAUAUAUAAUCUGUAUUUUUUUUUACAAGUACAAUUGUUGGGGAGGGGAAUUUGAAACCCAGACCUUGAGCUAGGACCGGGACUGGGAUAGAUUGUCUCGGCCAUCUGUUAAUGUAAAACAGAUCUCUAUCUCUUGAUUGGUAGCAGAACCAGAUGUUGCCUGAUGUUUUUGUAAGUGAUUUAUUAUGUUGUGUUUGGAAACUUAAAUUAGGCUGCGUUUGGGAAUGUGCAUUUGAAUUUGAGGCAUGUAUUUUAAAUACAUAUAAUUUAAACAG
Messenger RNA from Rubroshorea leprosula, 1031 nucleotides. NCBI's taxonomy places the organism in Eukaryota, Viridiplantae, Streptophyta, Magnoliopsida, Malvales, Dipterocarpaceae. The record is from the annotation of a GenBank genome assembly.